UGCGUUAUUGACUAUUAUCAUGUGCGUUACCUCCCACGUUACCUCGGGAAAUGAGAGAGAGGAACCACACAAAUAUACGAUAGAUGAACUUAUUUCUACACAGUUCGAACAUAAAGACUCUAAUGACCUCGGAAUGGAUCCUUGUAAAGCUGGUAACUUUCAAGGAGACAUUGCAAUACCAGAUGUAGAUUACUAUAAGCCACCAAACACUGCCCCUACAACAUCUAAGAUUAAUAAAUCACUACAAGAAGAAGUUGAGAGACUUAAAAAAGAGGUCCUUCUAGAAGGAUUGCAGGUAGAAGAGGAAGGUCUCCCGGAUAUAUUAAGGAAACGCACAAAACAACCAUUACCUCUAUCUCAAGAAAAACCAAAGAAGUAUAAUGAAGUAUCUAUUAUAUCUAAGGUUAUACCCCCAGGUCUGGACAGAUCGGUGCUUAUGAAAAAUGGUAAAAUACCACCAGGUGAAGAAUUAGAUGAUCACAGCCAAUAUAAUGAAUCUGUAAUUAGUAAUAUAAACCAAACUAAUAUUGUAGACAAUUUGACAGAAUCUGAAAGCUUAGAACAAGAUGGUGUCUUAGUGGUAAAUAUUUCAACGGACAAUAUUUUAAAUCUCGACGAACUUUUUCCUAACAUACAAUUAUCAAACUAUUCAAACAAAAUUGAUGAAACAACGAACAAAAUACAAAGCAAUAGUCGUGAAAUAAAUGGAGAUAACAACAAUGUAAAAUUUAAAGAUCUUCCCGAAAAUAUAACUGUCGCUCCAGCUCCUACAAAUGGAGUUUUGCCAACAAAUGAUCUGAAUGAAGACAACGAUGAUAUACAAAAAACAGAUAUUAAUAAAACAAGUCAAGAGCUCCAUGAUAAAAUCUAUGAGGCCAAUGACCUAUUGAAGCCGACUGAAAGUCUACAGAGCAUAGUAGAAAGCACGUACAGUCAUAGACGUCGGAGAAGACGGCAUGGAAAUAGAAGACGCCUAAGAAACAUUCAAUCUUAUGAAAGGACAGGCCUAAAUGCCUUCAAAAACUCCGACGAAGAUAGAAGUGAUAGAACGUCGAGAGAAAAAAAACUUAUACGUCAUCAAAAGAAGUUGAACAAAUUACAUGCUGAUCAGAGAAAGUUCGAAAUACCUGAACAUGAGUUUGAAGAGAGAUUCGAAGUCAAACCGCCACCAAAGCCACUGCCCAAUAAUACUCAAGAUAAUGAGAAUCCCCCUUUUAAGGACUGGUUUUUUCGGGACAGUGACGAUGAUUUAGAAGCAAGUGAGAGCAGAUACAACCAUACUGAGAUGAAGGUAAGACACCGUGCAACAAGAGCGGCUACGAACAGAAAAGAACGUGUUUGGGACAACGGUGUUAUACCGUACGAAAUUGACGGUAACUUCAGUGGCGCGCACAAAUCACUCUUCAAACAGGCCAUGAGACAUUGGGAGAAUUUCACAUGUGUUAAAUUUGUGGAACGCGAUCCGGCGCUUCACAAGGACUACAUUGUGUUCACUGAAAGACCUUGCGGAUGCUGUUCCUUUGUCGGCAAGCGAGGUGGAGGUGCCCAGGCCAUCUCUAUCGGUAAAAACUGCGACAAGUUUGGUAUUGUGGUCCACGAGCUCGGUCACGUGGUCGGCUUCUGGCAUGAACACACGCGACCCGAUCGAGACCGACACGUGCAGAUUAUACGUGACAACAUCAUGACAGGACAAGAAUACAACUUCAAUAAACUCACUGAAGAGGAAGUGAAUUCACUCGGUCAAACGUAUGAUUACGACUCUAUUAUGCACUACGCUCGGAACACUUUCAGCAAGGGAACCUAUUUGGAUACCAUUCUGCCUCUUGAAGUUUUCGGCAAGAAGAGACCAGAGAUUGGACAGAGAGUCAGACUGAGUGCCAGCGACAUAGCACAAACGAAUUUACUAUAUAAAUGCGCAAAAUGCGGUCAAACAUUCCUGGGUAACUCCGGCUGGUUCAACUCUCCUGGUUGGGGGUCGGAGGCUACGAUUGCACCGGAACGUUGCGAGUGGCGCAUAGUGGCUACACAUGGAGAGCGAGUUGUACUUAAUAUAACCGACAUCGAUAUACACAAAUCCGAUGGUUGCCGCACAGAGUGGGUUGAAGUCAUUGAUGGCUACAUGCCUAAUGCUCCAGUGCUGGGCCGUAUCUGUGGAUCUGGGAAAGGCCCUAUGAUAAGGUCGACUGGUUCUCGGCUGACAGUGGUUUAUCAGCCAAGCCUGAAGUCAAAACCUUUUAAAGGUUUUCGUGCUCAUUAUGAAGCUGUGUGUGGCGGCGAAAUUGAAGUGGAUAGUAGCGGUCACUUGGAGUCCCCCAACUACCCAGAUGAUUAUCAGCCGAAUAAACUGUGCAUUUGGAAACUGUCUGUACCUCAAGAUUAUCAAGUAGCAUUAAGGUUCCAUUCCUUCGAAGUUGAAAAUCACGACACAUGCAAUUAUGACAAAGUUAAAAUCAGAGAUGGUGAUUCCAUGGACAGCCCACUUAUUGGCAUGUUUUGUGGACACAAAAUUCCACCGGAUAUCAGGUCAAACUCAAACAAACUCCUAGUAAUCUUCGAGUCAGACAGUUCAGUGCAGAAGGCUGGAUUCUCAGCAACCUUCAUGAAGGAAUUCGAUGAAUGUGCAUCCAUUGAUCACGGCUGUAGCCACUCUUGUGUUAACACUCUCGGUGGAUAUGAAUGUGCUUGCGAUAUCGGAUACGAGCUACAUUCUGAUGGAAAGAAAUGCGAGAAUGCCUGUGGUGGAGUCCUUUACGGUCCAAACGGUACAAUCACAUCACCGUCUUUUCCCGACCUCUAUCCUCCGUCUAAGAACUGUUUGUGGGAAAUCGUCGCCGAGCCUAAUCAUCGUAUAACACUUAAUUUCACACACUUCGACUUGGAAGGCAGCAACAAUAUGUAUCAUCAGGAAUGUGAAUACGAUAGUGUCACAGUACAUUCAAGAUUAGGUGAUGAUGUAUUGCGACGACACGGAGCAUUCUGUGGAUCAGUUCUACCUGCUCCUGUCACAUCUGAGGGAUCAGUACUAAGAGUUCAGUUCACGUCAGACACCUCAGUCCAUCACUCCGGGUUUGCGGCAACGUACUACAUUGAUGUCGAUGAGUGCGCUAAUAACAAUGGCGGCUGUCAACACGAGUGUCACAACACGCUGGGCGGGUACGAGUGCGCGUGCCACAGCGGGUUCACGCUGCAUCCAAACAAACACGACUGCAAAGAGGGCGGCUGCAAACAUGACAUUACGCAUCCUCACGGCACUAUAUUUAGUCCAAACUACCCUGAUCAAUAUCCGCCAAGAAAGGAUUGCGUGUGGCAGUUCUCUACAACCCCUGGACAUCGCAUCAAGUUGAUAUUUAAUGUCUUCGAGUUAGAACCACAUCAGGAAUGCACAUACGAUCACGUGACAAUCUAUGACGGAGCGUCUGCUGAUGAGAAGACAUUGGGACGAUUUUGUGGCAGCAAGCUUCCCCACCCAGUAGUAGCAUCAUACAAUCAGAUGUACGUUGUGUUUAAAUCUGACGCUUCGGUUCAGAGGAAAGGAUUUUUAGCUACAUAUUCAACAGCAUGUGGAGGUUACCUUGCAGCAACAGAGACAGUGCAACAUUUAUAUUCUCACGCACGUUACGGUCACGAUUAUUACGAAUCUCGCUCAAGAUGUGAUUGGAGUAUAGUUGCUCCUGUUGGUCAAUUCGUGAGGCUUACAUUCCUCACUUUUGAGCUGGAGCCAGAAGAUAGCUGCGGUUAUGAUAAGGUUCAAGUAUUUGGAGGUUUAGAAGGUAGUUCUGGAAAUUACGGAAGCUUCUGUGGUACUAAGAUGCCACCAGAAAUUGUUUCCACAACUGAGGCGCUGCUGGUCAAAUUCCGUACUGACGACUCAAUAGUAUUCAAAGGUUUCUCAGCCUCCUACCAAGCUGUCAAACCAGAAUUAUGGAGCGGAGAAGAUGGUUCUGAAAGUGGAGACGAUAUGGAAGAAGAAGAAGAUGAACAAAUACCACCUUUGGUUCUAAGAAGCAGGGGCUUACGAGCUCCAUUACCGAGAUUUGUUCGUCGGCCUACGUGA
Melitaea cinxia (Glanville fritillary) is the source of this 4054-nucleotide messenger RNA. It is a transcript of the gene tok, whose product is annotated as tolloid-like protein 1. The record is from RefSeq and is a predicted model, not a curated record. Gene Ontology annotation, molecular function: calcium ion binding; zinc ion binding; metalloendopeptidase activity. The coding region runs from base 20 to 4054 and encodes 1344 amino acids. The transcript is spliced from 19 exons. NCBI's taxonomy places the organism in Eukaryota, Metazoa, Arthropoda, Insecta, Lepidoptera, Nymphalidae. Gene Ontology annotation, biological process: proteolysis.